Molecule: messenger RNA, 3120 nt
Organism: Ficedula albicollis (Collared flycatcher)
Lineage: Eukaryota; Metazoa; Chordata; Aves; Passeriformes; Muscicapidae
Gene: HACD4
Product: 3-hydroxyacyl-CoA dehydratase 4
Exons: 7
Coding region: 104-763 (219 amino acids)
Biological process (GO): sphingolipid biosynthetic process; fatty acid elongation; very long-chain fatty acid biosynthetic process
Cellular component (GO): endoplasmic reticulum membrane
Molecular function (GO): 3-hydroxyacyl-CoA dehydratase activity
Source: RefSeq, a predicted model, not a curated record
AGGAGGGGUGAUCUCCUAACAAACAGCUGUUGCAGCUGCAGAGCCGAAAAAGGAGAAAGCUCAGGAGCAACAGCAGCAAUCCGACCCCUGCAACAGCUUUACCAUGAACAUGUACCUGUUUUUGUAUGACUUAAUGCAAUUCUGUGGACAUUCUUGGAUAUUUACAAAUAUGAUCAUCAGGUUCAUGACAUUUGGAAAAGAGUCACUGGCUGACACGUUUCACUCCAUAGGAUUUGUAAUGCGCCUUUGCCAGUUGUUAUCCGUAUUGGAGAUCCUACACAUCCUCAUCGGCAUUGACAAAAGCCGUCUCCUCCCCAGGUUUUUGCAGAUCACGGAGAGAAUAAUUGUUCUAUUUGUCGUGAUCAACAGCCAGGAAGAAGUUCAAGGGAAAUAUGUUGUCUGUGUUUUAUUCUUCCUUUGGAACUUAUUAGAUGUGGUCAGAUACACUUACAACAUGUUGGCAAGGAUGGGCAUAUACUACCUACCACUAACAUGGCUCAACUUCUCACUGUGCAUCCCACUUUAUCCCCUUUCAGUUCUGGCUAAAGGAUUUGCAAUUUGUGUAUCACUGCCUUAUUUUGAAUCCUUUGGCACAUACUCCAUCAAGCUACCAUUUCCAUUCACCUUCUCAAUCUACUUCCCCUAUGUUCUGAAAAUGUACCUGCUAGUGCUCUUUGCAGGUAUGUGCUUUAUCAUCCGCAACCUCUUCUCCGAGAGAACAGCACACCUAGGGACAGGCAACAUCAAAAAUAAAAGAAGCUAAGUUGAUAUUUUGUUUGGAGGGACAGAAUAUCUUACUAGGGGAUUGCUGCACCUCAUAGCUAAAAACAAACCGGACGAAGAUUUCUCAAUGCAAAACUCCUUUGUAUGAAUGUUAUCUGGCUGUGUAGAAUUUUCAGAAAAGGCAGAUCUUUUGAGUGCACCUCAGAAAAAGAACAGCUUUUGAAAACUUUUGAAUGUUUUGACUUCAAGUGCUUAGGGUUUUUAAAAUUAGUUUUUUCUAACAUAUGUUAUAGAAUUCUGAAAAAAUUGAAGAGUGCUGCAACUUACAGCCACACCCUUAUUUGACUGUUAAUUCUUAUCCCAUUAGCUACAGAUAUUUUGUAAUGACAAUAUAAUUUAAUUUGUAAGACUACUUUAUACUAGGUCAACGUGUAUGUACCUCACAUAUAAAUGCUAAAUUGGCUGGAACUAGUAUCUCUAAAGUAGCAGAAGUCAGACCCCUUGCAACAUAGAGACUAACAUGCGGAUUAACCCAGGUAUUCACUAAGGAUCCUUCACAAUCAGGCCCCAUCCUUCAGUUAUCUAAAGAAGGUUCAAGAAAAUGCAGAAAGGCAAAUGUUAAGGUACUCAUGUACUAUAUAUUCAAAGGAAUAUUUAAGCGCCAGAAAGAAACACUUAUGUGUUUAGCAUGUCAGUCUCUUCCCCCACAAUGAUUUUCUUUCAUACUGAACAGUAGACAGAUACAUGCAAAAGAAGUGUGAUGUAGUCAGGUCAAAUAAUAUGUUGUUCCUAAAAGGGAACUGAAUGACUAUCAAAAGCCAUGUGCAAAAUUCUAGGCACUUUUCUCAACUGUAUUGCUCCUCAUACUUCUCUAGGAUAAUCUGUGAAAAUGCAGCUAGGUCAUAGGCUUUUCAAAGGUUGGGAAUGAGGAAUAUACACAGCAACCCAGUGGAUUAUACAGGCAAAAAUAGCCAAAUAAUUCCUUAGAGGCUGGCAGGAGCUUUCCUGAUGUUUCAACUGUAUUGAUUAUCACCUACAUUUCAAUUGAAGCAUGUGGGGGAGAAAGUGAGUGAGACUGGUUGUUUUUUUUUUUUUUUAGCUGACUGAAAACUGUGGGAAGGGAGCCUAGAUAAUAGGAGUAGGAGAGAAGGUAAGAUUUAAAGGGAAACUAAACACUGUUACAAUAUGAAGAGGCUUUCGCCUGUAUGACUUUUCCAACUAUGCAGCCUAAGAGGUCAUAUAAGGAAACAGUGAAACUAAACUAAUGUGUUAUGAAAGGUCACCUACUAUAAUUUUUAUUUAAUACAUGUGGCAGACAACGUGUGCAGACUAUUUUGACCACUGAGUAUUUGCAGACCAUAAGCAACAAGAUCACACAUAGAAUAGUAUAGUGUCAACCCUGGAUUUGUUUUUUUCAAACCACUGCAAAUUUGGAACUGAGUAGAGAAACAGGAGUGCUUGCACUUUGGGUUUCUGUCUGACUCAAACUAAUUCAACUGUGAACAAGUGUGAAGAAUCAUAUAGAGCCACUGAAUAAGAUGACAGUUUUGAGGACAGCCAGAGUAGUCCACAUGAAACCACUAUAUAACUUGCAAAAGUUGAAACAUGAAAUGUUUUUUCCUUGGAAAUUCAAUCCAACAUGCCAGAAACAGCUGGUUCCAGCCAGUUGCAAAAUUGAGCUGCUGAAGGACACUGCUGAGCCAGACAGCAAAGAUGAUGGCAUGGCAUCUCUCUGAAAACUUAAGGUAAGAAAUGUUAUGCAACAGCUGCAAGAAAGAAGAGUAAGAAAAAUGUAAGAGAAACACCCUGUAGACAUCAAGGUGAAUGGAGAAAGGGAGGAAGAGCUGCUCCAGGUACUGCAGCAGAUUCCCCUGCAUGCCAUGAAGAAGACCAUGGUGGACUAGGUUAUCCUGCAACCCACAGAGAAACACACCAGACAAGAUAUCCACAUGGCAGCCAGUGGAGGACCCCAGGCUGAAGCAGGUGGCUGUGCCCUGAGGGAAGCUGCAGCCCAUGGAGAGCCCACACAAGCAAAGCAGGAAUGUGGCCCAUUAGGGGCCACGCUGAGACAGCUUUUUCCUAGUGGACCUUUCCCAUGGAAAGGACCUAUGCUAGAGCAGUGCUUGAAGAGCUGCAGUUUGUGAGAAGAAAUUAUGACGGACUGUAUCCCAUGGGAGGGACCCCAUGCUAGAGCAGAGCAACAGUAUGAAGACAAACAAGCAGCAGAGAUUAAGGUUUAUUACCUAAGUGCAACCCCCAUACCCACCUUGUACUGCUUGGGGAAGUAGGAGGUAGAAAACACAGGAAUGAAGGAGUAAAGUGAGCCUAGGAAGAAGGGAGGCAUAGGGGAAGGAAUUUUAGUUUUGCCUUUUUUCUUUCCAUCCUACUCUAUUUUCA